AUGAGUGUCUCCCUGUUGGACAUCGUCGCCAUCACAGGCUUGCCAAUCCAUGCCAAGCCAUACGUGCCAGGGGACUUUGCAUCGACUGAGUUCACACACUCCUGUAACUUGGGAGCCCGCCGUGCCCUGAAGGGCUCGUACUCAGUCUGGAGGAACUACUAUAUCGGCCACGCCAAGCAGCACGAAGGAGGCAUUGCAUUCCUUGAAUACUGGCUGGACAAGUUCAUCUUCUGCGGCAGUGCCCACAAGCCCACGGGCAAAUGGACGAAACUAGCCGAGGCGCUCUACAAUGGGAUUGAAGUUGGGCUCGGGCAGCCCGUACUGGGCGCGCUCUACCGCACUCUCCACACACUGUCCCUCAGGCUCUUCCAUCUUUCUUCCGGCCCGCUGUGGGUCAUGGACUUAUGGAUGCAGCUGUACUUCCAGCUCUUCCGGCGCUCCCCGCUGGACUUUCUACCUGAGCAUCAACUCCUCGGGCUUGCCGUAUGCAGGAACUCCGCGAGCCGGACUCCCUUAUCCUUCUUCGCCAGCCUUUCCAUUCUGUACAAUCAACUUGAGCCGCCUCCUACCAUAGACAUGAUGGUUUGCUGGCGCCACCCUGAAGCCUUGUCGGACAGCUUCUUCCCCCGCUUUGAUUCGGACUCCGACGCCAAAACGACUUUCAUGAGGGCGACCGCCUGCAGCGACCUUCAACUCGUCGAGGACGAACAAGGCUUCGAGCUGUACGCCCCAAAUCACUUCGCCAGGCAGCUUGGCUUCUUUCAAGGGGUUCCUUAUCCGCUCUUCUACUCAGUGAACAAGUACACGUCCUGGUGCAAGAUUGGCGAGACAGACCGCGUCAACCCGCUGCAAAAUGUCUUCCCGUUGACUCCCGCCUUGCUCGAGAUCUAG
Messenger RNA from Fragaria vesca subsp. vesca, 891 nucleotides. RefSeq lists its product as uncharacterized. The record is from RefSeq and is a predicted model, not a curated record. The transcript has a single exon. The coding region runs from base 1 to 891 and encodes 296 amino acids. NCBI's taxonomy places the organism in Eukaryota, Viridiplantae, Streptophyta, Magnoliopsida, Rosales, Rosaceae.